GCCACGUCCUUCUCUUUCAUUAAAUGGAAAUAAACGAAAAUCGGGUAUCGCGAUUCCCGUGACAACUAGAAAAAAAAUAACAAACCAAUAUCGCCAACAGAUUUUCUCUACUGUUUCUUUUUCAGUAUCGUCUAAAAAUCCCACACGUCAAGAUCGUUCGUUCAUCCCACAACUUGAUUCUCGCCUCCUUUUCCACCGAAAUAACAGAAACCGCACAUUUUUCAAAAUGCGCGAAGUGCUUUCAGUUCACAUCGGACAGGGUGGUGUGCAAAUGGGAAAUGCAUGCUGGGAGCUUUACUGUCUGGAGCACGGUAUUCAGCCCGACGGUAUGCUGCCGGCUCAGAGCUGCACAAAUGACGAAGGCUUUCAAACUUUCUUCAGCGAAACCGGCGGCGGAAAAUACGUACCGAGAGCCGUAUUUCUCGACCUGGAACCCACGGUGAUAGAUGAAGUGCGGACGGGGACGUACCACCAGUUAUUUCACCCGGAGCAAUUGAUAUCGGGGAAAGAGGACGCGGCGAAUAAUUACGCCAGGGGUCAUUACACCCUCGGAAAAGAGAUAAUCGAGUUGGUGUUGGACAGGAUAAGAAAAACGGCUGACAAUUGCGCGGGUCUUCAAGGUUUCUUGAUAUUCCACGCGUUCGGAGGAGGUACCGGUUCCGGGUUCACCUCUCUACUGAUGGAACGGUUAUCCGUGGAUUACGGGAAAAAGGCAAAAUUGGAAUUCGCCAUUUAUCCGUCGCCCCAGAUAUCGACGGCCAUCGUAGAGCCAUACAACGCGAUUCUGACGACCCACACUACCCUGGAACACUCCGAUUGCGCGUUUCUAGUAGACAACGAAGCGAUAUACGAUAUUUGCAGGAGAAAUUUGGACAUCGAGAGGCCAACUUACACGAAUCUCAAUCGUUUGAUAGGUCAAAUAGUAUCUUCGAUAACGGCCUCUCUAAGAUUCGACGGCGCCCUCAACGUCGACCUGACGGAAUUUCAAACAAAUUUGGUACCCUAUCCGAGAAUUCAUUUUCCUUUGGCGACCUACGCUCCCAUCGUAUCGGUAGAAAAAGCCUACCACGAACAGCUGACCGUCAUGGAAUUAACGUCCGCUUGUUUCGAGCCCUCCAAUCAGAUGGUAAAAUGCGAUCCUAGAAAGGGAAAGUACAUGGCGUGCUGUAUGCUGUACAGAGGAGAUGUUGUACCGAAAGACGUGAACGCUUCUAUAGCAACGAUCAAAACUAAGAGAACUAUUCAAUUCGUUGAUUGGUGUCCGACCGGCUUCAAAGUAGGUAUUAAUUAUCAACCCCCGACUGUGGUGCCCGGCGGUGACCUUGCCAAGGUUCAAAGAGCGAUGGCGAUGCUCGCGAACACGACAGCGAUCGCCGAGGCAUGGACAAGAUUGAAUAGAAAGUUCGAUCAAAUGUUUGUAAAGAAAGCGUUCGUUCACUGGUAUUACGCGGAAAGCAUGGACGAAUCGGAGUUCAACGAAGCUCGCGAGGAUCUCGCGGCCCUGGAGAAGGAUUACGAGGAGGUCGGAAUGGAUUCCGCGGAAGGUGGCGAAGAAGGGGACGAAAAUUGACAUUGAAAGGGCGGGAAGAAAUCUUCGACGGAAAAAAAAACAACGUACGUCACACGUGUCACCGCGUCUUGUGGGAUGAACGGACUUUGUCUAUCGACGAAUACUGUUUUUUUUUUUUUUUUUUUUUCAAUUUUUUCGAUCUUUUUACGAGAUUUUUUAAUCGUUCGUUUGUUAUCAUGUAUAUUUUAUUUUGAUCUGUUUAUUUUGUACGAUGUAUGUUUAGUUUUUAUAUAACGGUGUAUUUUGUCUUUGUGUAGUCCCGUGUAUUUUGUAGAAAUAUAUAAAAUUCAUUUUCGGGAUGAAUAAAAAAUAAAUAAAUAUCAAACCGAUUCAAUAAAUUUCAACUUUAUUUCAAUUGUUUUUCAAAAUUCUGCCAUAUCAAUUCUGCUAUUCAAAAUCUGACAUCUACCUUCUCUGCGGAGAGAAGGAAUAAAUUUUAUUUGAGAUAAAAAUAAAUAAAAAAAGCACCAAGAUAAUAUAUAAGAAAAGAAGAUUCUCAUAACGGCUGGUCGGGCAUCGCAAAACGAGUUAAUAUAAGCAAAUCAGUUAUGUGUAUAAUUUAUUAAAAUCAAAUACCGGCACGCGAAUACUUACACUGAUUCAAUUCCACGAGGUAAGAGUUGAAAAAAAAAAAAAAAAAACAUUACAAAUAAA
Molecule: messenger RNA, 2224 nt
Organism: Athalia rosae (coleseed sawfly)
Lineage: Eukaryota; Metazoa; Arthropoda; Insecta; Hymenoptera; Athaliidae
Product: tubulin alpha-1C chain-like
Exons: 4
Coding region: 227-1570 (447 amino acids)
Biological process (GO): microtubule cytoskeleton organization; mitotic cell cycle
Cellular component (GO): cytoplasm; microtubule
Molecular function (GO): structural constituent of cytoskeleton; GTP binding
Source: RefSeq, a predicted model, not a curated record